GUUCCUGCUUUUUGUCCAACAAGUUUGAUCCACCUUCCACCACCAGGUCGUAGACUUUGCAUUCAUCAAUAUUAAUGCUCAGCAUACAACUUUAUAAAAGCUUUUGAACAUUAUGUAGAGUAGUAUAAACCAAGUAGGCCGUGGAAAAUAUUGAAAGGUUUUCUGCGUGUAAACAUCAAUCAUACGGUUUUCACCAUCGACCAUGAGUGCAAAGAAAAAGUGGGUUAUAUCAUCGCAAAAACAUUACUCGCCAUCCGAAGACAAAAGUUCUUUUACAAAAAACGCAUUUGGAUUUCACUCGAAAAAGUUUCAAAAGUCCCCUCUUAGGGAAAAUAUUGAAGAUAUUGAAGACCAAGACGAAAUUCUACUUACCUCCAUACGAGGAUCCUCGACAUCUAAAAAGCAAAAAAGGGAGCAGUUUCACGAUGAUAUUCAAGAAUUUUCGUCUGAAGAAGAGCCGACUUCCGUUCCUUUAGGUAGCCAUGAUUUCCGAUAUUCAUCAACAAUUGCAAACCCAAGUCUCCAUUCUCCCUCCUCUGCUCUCACUUCCAAAGCCUUCGCGUUCCAAUCCCCCACAUCUGUGAAACGAGACCAGGCUCUCGAAAAGUCUCCUGUAUCUGUGCAUCUAGCAAAGUUUUCUGCAGCAGCUACCGGAACGCCUCCUCCCAAACCAGAUUUUACAAACCGCUCACCUUUCUUAGAUAAAAAGAAGAAAGAGUUUUCCUUAUCGGAAUGCACAAAGGCACUAGAAAGCCGCUAUGUGGCACGCAUACAGCAUCGCGAUUUUCAACAGCUAAACUUUGCCUCUCAAAAUGUUAGGGAUCAGUAUACCAACCUGUUGUUGGUAGAGGAGAAUCCAGCAUCCGAUUCACGAAAAAACUAUCUACUAUGCAAGAAGUCAACCGUCGAACUGGAUCGAUUACAUUCGUUUUCCUUGCCUCCUCCCGUGUAUAGAUACCAGAAUGAUUGUAUUGAUGUAUCGAUAAUUCCUUGUUAAAGCCAAUAUCUGUACCAUAGAUAGUUUUGGGUUGGCUCUCUUCAAUCAUUUCUUAGCUUCCUGCUACCCCAGAGAUCUCCUUCUAUGCCAGUCAAGUAAUUUUAUGUGGAUUUUAUCCGAAUGCUCUAAUGAUGUUUGUUCCCUUUGUCCUGCCUGUCUAAAUCGCGACAAUAGCGUUACAUAUGCUACAUAAUUCUUCUAACAGUUUCGUCUACAUACUAAAUACUUCCAUGAAUUCUUAUUAUCUUCUUCCUAUUUAUUUACAGUUCUUAUAAAAUAAAAUGAAAUAAAC
Messenger RNA from Schizosaccharomyces cryophilus OY26, 1289 nucleotides. RefSeq lists its product as uncharacterized. Gene Ontology annotation, cellular component: site of double-strand break. The transcript has a single exon. NCBI's taxonomy places the organism in Eukaryota, Fungi, Ascomycota, Schizosaccharomycetes, Schizosaccharomycetales, Schizosaccharomycetaceae. The coding region runs from base 203 to 997 and encodes 264 amino acids. The record is from RefSeq and is a predicted model, not a curated record.